Messenger RNA from Plutella xylostella (diamondback moth), 4198 nucleotides. RefSeq lists its product as uncharacterized. Lineage: Eukaryota; Metazoa; Arthropoda; Insecta; Lepidoptera; Plutellidae. Gene Ontology annotation, molecular function: protein dimerization activity. The record is from RefSeq and is a predicted model, not a curated record.
UUAAAUUGCUCUCUAUGGCUCUAUGGGUAUUUUGUGUUGUUGUGAUGGUCAAAUUUUGUGAAAUUUAUUGGAAAUUCAAUAAAAAUUCCAGCUAAGAUGCCCUAAUGCUUAUUCUGAAAGUGAUAAUACGUAGGUCGUUAUCCUGAUUAUCAAUGGGUGCUACAAGCAAACAAAGAACACCAAGCCGUUGCAGAGAAUGGGAGCGAGAGAGGCGCAACAAGUUCAACCAGGCCAUUGCAAAGCUCGGAGAACUGAUCAAAUUGAGUGAUAAAGAGAACCAGUCCGGAUCCAAAGAUGCAGACAGCACACUUUACCCUAAAAUUGAAAUUAUUCAAAGGGCAAUACUAUUUAUACAAGAUUACUCACAAGAAAAGUCCAAACUCAAAGCUGAAAUAUUGGCCCUACAAGUCAAACUUGAUGGAAGUAAGGUUCAAAAUGGAAAGAAAGAUGUUUCAACACAAGUCACCAAGGGAUUCAAAACUAAACCAGAAGUUAUCAAACCCACCAGUGAUCUUGUGGUCAGUAAGGUUAAACCAAGUGCAUUAAAAGAGAAAAAGAAUGGUACUGUAAAUACAUCUGAAGAACCAACUUCAAUUUCGCCAACAUCAGCUCCAGAAACACCCACAGUUCAAAAGCUGGCCAAAAUCCUGCCUAAGUCUGUACCAGCAGAAAAUAAGGGUGCUGAGAAUACAUUUGUGGUGAUGCCUGGUACUCCUUACAUAUUGCCACAGAGGCCACUUCUGUUCCCCACUGCCACUCCUACAUUUGUGCUAUUAAACCCAAAUAUGCCCAAAACUCAAUCUCAGGUUCCUAUUGUUAAUAGAAUUAGUAAUGAAAUCACUAGAACUACUAUGGUAAAUAUAUUACCGAUUGCUGCAUACUCUAGGCCCCUUUCAGCUAAAGGUAAAAAGACUGGUAUGAAACAAAAAUCUGACAUUGCCAAGAAGAAGAUAAAAACUACUAAAAAGGUUGUAGAACAAAAAGGUGACACAUCUCAACCAAACAAAGACACUAUUCCUAUUUCUAAUGAAUCCAACAAAGAUUCCAAUCAAAUUAAUGACAAAAUUAUAUCACCCACUACUGAAACGGUUAAAGUAGCACUUCCAGAGGCUCAGAAAUCUGUUAACAAUGAUAUAAGUGGGACUAGCAAAGAAAAUAAUUCUACAAAAUAUACAGAACUCAAAGAAAAUGUUAAUACAAAACAACAAACUAUUACCAAUACUAAAGACAUGCCAACAAAGGACUGUAGUAAAAUAAAAGAAAUUCAGGAACUUCCAGUAACUAAUAAUGUUUUGAUAAAAAGCACUGAUCUUCCUGUAACCACAGAAAAAUGCAAUAAAAUUAGUAGCGAUAAGGAUGUACCUGUACAAUCAGCAGACAAAAACAAGUUGAGUAACAUACUAGAUACUAGUUUAUGUGAAAAUACGGUAGAUGGAGGCAAUGCGAGGCUUGAACUAGCUGAAGAGUUGUUAGCGGCGUCGCCCACCGCCGCCUUCCUCAUGUCUUUCCCACUCGUGAGUGGCAACCGCGCAGACAGUCCUGCAGAGGAAACCCCAGUAGUGCAACCUGCUAAGGAAACUAAUCAAAGAAGAACUUACCCAGUGCCACAACCAAUCACAAAUGCCACUUACUUCGACAAAGCAAACAGUAAUCCAAGCAAAGAUAAAGAUACUAGCAAACUUCAGACGUCUAGUACCAAGACAGCAGAGCCACACAAGUUUAUAGAAAGCACUACAAGCUCGAAGCAAACUCAAGUGAAGGCAAGUGUGUCGGCGGUGGCGACGUCUGCAGAUAAUCCGUUCCUAAACCUCCCGAUGCCGUCAACCCUUUCUACAAGUUGCUCCCUGGCUGACACCACAUUCGCCUUAGACUUUGACUGCAAUAUUUCCAAGUCCCUACCAAGUCAGUCGACAAGCUAUGGGACCAAUAGUAAUAUAUUCUACAAAGAUCCUUUCAACACGGUCAAAAACACAAUAUAUAGCACCAGCAGCAUAUCUUCUGGACAUGACUUCAACAGUCUUGGUCUGUACCCAUGUGCUAUGGAGAAAUAUUCGUCUAAAACUAAAACUGACUACUCAAAUGUUGAAGAUAAUCUUAUGAAAAUGGGACCUUCUAGGCUCACUUACGACAUUGACUUGGGAUGGUCUCAUAAAGGUUUUGACUUUGUGAAUAGCACCACAAAUUCGACCACAUUUACUAAAGACAAUUUACUGACGACGGUUUCUGCUCCAUAUUCGUCGUCUUAUAAUCCGUUUAACCCAGAGUUUCAUGUGCCCCUGGUGUCGAGUGCGAGCAAUAAAAAGGAGAACACAAGUAACUGCAGUAAACCUACUUCUACUUUCGUGGACAGCAUUGCGAGCUUCUACUCUCAGCCAUCUAACUUCUGGCCGGAAGACGGACCAUUCUACUCAACUAAUAGCAUCAGCUCGGCUAAAACUUUCAACUCGAAACAUCAAAACUACUUACCAAUAGACAACUCUCACAAUACCGUUACGACUAAACUGAGCACAACCAAACAAUAUGAGACAAAAGCGGCUGAAAGUUUUACUGACAACUUGAUGAAAACAUCUCUAGUUGGAAUGGGUCAUCAAGUACCGGAUAACACGAAAUGCACCAAAAAGUCUCCGAGCAAAAUGCACAUAAACUGGAUGACAUCAGAGACAAGACCAAUGCAAAAUGUUGGUAAUACAACUUCGCAAAGUGAUGCGAAAGAGCAGUUGAGGAUAUCGUACGGCCAGACAGACCAUAGCUCCAAGAAACAGGAUCUAAAUGACGGCAAUUACUUUCCGAUCAACAUACAUAAUUACCCGUCUCAUGUCGCCCAAGAAGAGUUCCCAGUGUGGCCCUCCGCCAGGCCUCUCGGGACUACGGAAAUUAGCAUCGACCCGCCUCCUAUUAACUUACCCACUUUGGUUGGUGACCUAGCGCUGGGUCCACACGACAGAAAGAAAAAUGCUGAUUCUACUCACAGGGGGACCAAUCAAACGGACAUACAGAACUGCAGUAAUUUCCUGUCUGUCACACAACUUAUGAACCGGUCCUCCGACAACAUGGCCCGAUGCCCCGCGCCUGUCGAACAAAACUCGAAACUGACCACAAAACCGAAUAUACCACACUAUACGACAGAUAUUAAUCGUAAGAUUCCAACAUCUCGCUUGGACCACACGGUGCAGCCUUACUACUCGUUCAACGACUCGAAAAUGCUUCACACCUACGACACAAUGAACCAAUAUCCGUCCCACACGUCUAAAACAAAGUCGGCAAAGACAACAGACAAAAGCGUAAAAAAUCAGAAGCACAGUUACUCGGCUGAAGCUUUGAUUAGAGGCGGCACGUGCACUCAGAAGGUGCCGGAUAAGUUUGCGAUCCCGGUGCAGAAGUUCACCGAGUGUCCUCAGCAGGACAGUAGUGUGGCGCAGGUAUCGCACUUCCCGCCAAUCCUGGAUUACUCGGACAACUCGUACUCGGGGCAGCAGUUCUCCGGGACAACCCUUUACAACUCCACUACAAACACUAUAUCCAACUCGUUCUACUCCAACUUCAUGACGGGCGGGACCAACCUCAUGUCGAGUAACUACGCUGGCGCGCCCUUCGCCAGCGAGUAUAUAGACUAUAACCAGACGGUCGAGUGCAACUACUCCAACCAUAAGUACGAGGAGUUCAAGAUCAAGGGCAACCCCACAGCGUAUAAUCACGACAAGAGUGCCAAUAACCACAAGGGCACAAGACGGGAAUUCUCGGCCAAGCAUAAAAUGGAGUGCUCCAAAAAGGAUUCUACUAAAAAGUAUCAAAGCAAGAGGCCCAAGUUGUCUACCGAGGUGGAGGACUGGAGUGAGAGUAACCCCUUGUUGUGGCAGAACAAGGCGCCUUCGAAAAGGCACUCUAACUUAAUGGGUGAGGAUCUGUUUCCGAACUACAACCAGAUGGGGCAGUACCAACCAGACAUCUUCAACGCUCACUUGGUGCCUCCCAACAUGCAGUCCGUGGGACACAACGCCGACAGAUCGCUCACUAGUCUGCCGGUCACGUCCCGGGCUAAUUUCAACCUCAGCACCAUAUUUCCAGAGAUCACUAUGAAAGUGCAAUGAUUACCGAGAGUAUCUACAGGACAAGACAUAAAGCAAACUCGAGGAGGACUCGGCAAUAAUAGCUAUUUUAAGGGACCGUGAUAACUAAAUAUAAUAAUGCAUUGCAUAUA